Molecule: messenger RNA, 1239 nt
Organism: Knipowitschia caucasica
Lineage: Eukaryota; Metazoa; Chordata; Actinopteri; Gobiiformes; Gobiidae
Source: the annotation of a GenBank genome assembly
AUGUCCUCAACUCAUGAGCCACAACACUCAUCCCCCCCUAAAACAGCAGUUGCGUUACAUUCUACAAGCCAGGUACAUCUGUUGGAAGAUGGAAACACCGGAGUGGAUGAAUUACACAUUCAGGACAGCGAGCUAACUCAAGACAGCGACAUUGACAAACUCCAGUUCUCUCCCCAGAUCACAUCUCUAGUACAGUCAGCAAUAACCCUGGAUCAUCAGUAUGUGGCCGGAGACAUUCAGGAGAGCGAGCUCACUCAAGACAGCGAUAUUGACAAACUCCAGUUCUCUCCCCAGAUCACAUCUCUAGUACAGUCAGCAAUAACCCUGGAUCAUCAGUAUGUGGCCGGAGACAUUCAGGAGAGCGAGCUCACUCAAGACAGCGAUAUUGACAAACUCCAGUUCUCUCCCCAGAUCAGACAUUUUGUAAAGUCCUCAAUAAUUAGAGCACGUGGUGGAUUCAACAACAAUCCCACAACCACACAGUUCACUGCAGCCUACAAACGCCUUCUCGUCAGACAGCAGCCUGGACUCAUGGAUCGCAUCACCAGCCUGGACUCAUGGACCGCAGGACCAGCCUGGACUCAUGGAUCGCAUCACCAGCCUGGACUCAUGGACCGCAGGACCAGCCUGGACUCAUGGACCGCAGGACCAGCCUGGACUCAUGGACCGCAGGACCAGCCUGGACUCAUGGACCGCAUCACCAUUCUUUCUAAUCCAGCUGAGCCAAGAGAAGCAAUGAAGUCAUUCUCGACGUUUGGUUUCCAGCCUGGACUCAUGGAUCGCAUCACCAGCCUGGACUCAUGGACCGCAGGACCAGCCUGGACUCAUGGAUCGCAUCACCAGCCUGGACUCAUGGACCGCAGGACCAGCCUGGACUCAUGGACCGCAGGACCAGCCUGGACUCAUGGACCGCAGGACCAGCCUGGACUCAUGGACCGCAUCACCAUUCUUUCUAAUCCAGCUGAGCCAAGAGAAGCAAUGAAGUCAUUCUCGACGUUUGGUUUCCAGCCUGGACUCAUGGAUCGCAUCACCAGCCUGGACUCAUGGACCGCAGGACCAGCCUGGACUCAUGGAUCGCAUCACCAGCCUGGACUCAUGGACCGCAGGACCAGCCUGGACUCAUGGACCGCAGGACCAGCCUGGACUCAUGGACCGCAGGACCAGCCUGGACUCAUGGACCGCAUCACCAUUCUUUCUAAUCCAGCUGAGCCAAGAGAAGCACUGAUCCUCAACACCUAA